AGUUCGUAGCUUUAUGGUCGAAACCUCAUUCAGAAGGAGCUAUGCGAGAUGGGGUUUGAUCUGGAGUCUUUAUCGGAGGCUGCCUCGGGAGCCGUCGGGGCUCUGGUGAGCACCACCAUCUUGUACCCUCUUGACACAUGCAAGAGCAAGUAUCAGGCUGAAGUUCGAGCUCAUCAUCACCAGAAGUACAGGAGCAUUUCUGAUGUUCUAUGGGAAGCAAUUUCAACCCACCAGGUUCUUUCAUUGUACCAGGGCCUUGGGACCAAGAAUCUUCAGUCCUUUAUAUCACAGUUUAUAUACUUCUAUGGAUACAGCUUCUUUAAAAGACUUUACUUGGAGAAAAGUGGAAGGAAGACUAUUGGAACAAGAGCAAACUUGCUCAUUGCUGCUGCUGCUGGGGCUUGUACCGUUAUCAUUAUACAGCCCCUAGAUACAGCAUCCUCAAGGAUGCAGACAAGUGAAUUUGGGAAGUCCAGAGGACUUUGGAAGACACUUUCAGAGGGCACUUGGAGUGAAGCAUUUGAUGGCCUUGGCAUAUCCCUUCUCCUGACAUCAAAUCCAUCUAUUCAGUAUACUGCAUUUGAUCAGUUGAAACAAAGGCUACUAAAGGCACGUCUAAAGAGAAAAAGAGGUCCGGGGUCAUCCCCAGAAGCUCUCUCAGCCUUCUCCGCCUUCAUGUUGGGUGCUGUUUCAAAGUGUAUUGCAACCUUCUUGACUUACCCAGCAAUCAGGUGUAAGGUCACUAUUCAGGCUGCAGAGUCUGAAGAAGAGAAAACUGAUGCAGCUCAAUCAAAAGAUCAGAAAUCAAUUUCAGGUGCAGUCUAUGCCAUUUGGAAAAGGGAAGGCCUGCUGGGAUUUUACAAAGGAAUAGCUGCUCAGAUCCUAAAGACCGUGCUUGGCUCAGCCUUGCAUUUAAUGAUAAAGGAGAAGAUCUCAAAAACCACAUGGGUUCUAAUGCUUGCACUCAGGAGGUUUCUAUUAAUGACCCCUACCAGAUUAAAGGGAGUUUGAUAACAAAUAUAAUCCAGUUAAAAAAAAAAAAAGAGGCUCCAGCAUUUCUCCAGGGAAAAUCUAGCAACUGCCAAAAUCACUGAUGGGCACUGUAAGCCAAUUCUGCUUCUUGCGAGGGAAAUUCUGAUGAUUUAGGCUUGUGUAAACGUUGUAGUAAAUUCUUCUACAUGUCCUGGACUGCUAGGUAAUAAAUAUGAAAAGUAUUUCAUGUAUUUCUUGGGUAUGUUCUCAUUGUUGCACUCAUUUUAGCAUAAAACGUGCAUAAUCUU
Rubroshorea leprosula is the source of this 1280-nucleotide messenger RNA. NCBI's taxonomy places the organism in Eukaryota, Viridiplantae, Streptophyta, Magnoliopsida, Malvales, Dipterocarpaceae. The record is from the annotation of a GenBank genome assembly.